Messenger RNA from Plasmopara halstedii, 6900 nucleotides. RefSeq lists its product as hypothetical. Gene Ontology annotation, biological process: chromatin remodeling. NCBI's taxonomy places the organism in Eukaryota, Oomycota, Peronosporomycetes, Peronosporales, Peronosporaceae. Gene Ontology annotation, molecular function: chromatin binding; ATP-dependent chromatin remodeler activity; histone binding. The record is from RefSeq and is a predicted model, not a curated record. The transcript has 2 exons. The coding region runs from base 1 to 6900 and encodes 2299 amino acids. Gene Ontology annotation, cellular component: nucleus; chromatin.
AUGGAUAUUGAACCCGAGGCAAGUCCGGUUAGCGCUCAUGCUAGUGUAGUCAUGAAUGAUCUCAAGCUAGAAGACUUGACAAAGGUUGAGGACAACGAGAAGCGUCGAAUUCGCCGCAAAAGCUCAAAAAAGGUUACGUACGUGGAGGAGGACGACAUGUCAGAGGUCGAAGAAGCUAUUAUCGCCGACAGAAAGAAGCGUGCACAACAACUUGACUACCAGCUUCGAACUGAUGUGGGUUAUCCACAACUGGACCAGAUUGUUGGACGACGAAUAAAUGAAUCUUCUGGACUCGUAGAGUAUUUAUGCAAAUUUCUUGGUCGCUCGUACUUGCAUCUGUACUGGCUAACAUUUGAUGAAGUGGAGCUUUUUAUACCAGAAGGGUACCAGAAAUCUCAUCGCGUGCAAGUCUACGAUCGUAAGCUGAGGCGAGAAGGAUACCAGGCAAUGGAUGAGGUUGAUGACCUUGAGGCAAAUAAACUGACGGUGGAGAAAAUUCUGAAUCACAAGGUGGAUCCAGCCGAUCAUUUAGACGAACAGAUUGAGAAGAGACGCCAUCAAUUACCUUACGUGCCUAGGUUUCCGCGUAUGACCAACUAUUUCUUCGUGAAUAAUGCCGACAUCAUACCGGAGCGUAUGUUGGGAAUUGUAACGAAAUUGACGAAAGAAGUUGGAGGCGACAUCUUCCAGCACCCGGUCGAUGUUGAGGAGGUACCUGACUACCUUAACAUUAUCAUGAAUCCGAUGGAUCUUGGAACAAUCUCCAUGCGAAUUGGUCGGGAAAGCUACUACGUUGGACCAUCGGCUGUCUCUCUGUUUGCUUCAGAUGUGCGGUUAGUUUUUCAGAACUGCAAAGCUUAUAAUGCAGAGGGAUCCGACAUUUGGCGCGUUGCAGACCAGCUUCUACGCACUUUUGAAAAAUGGUUGUAUGACUGGAUACUUUCCCCAUCAGCGUGGCUUCAAUUACCUUCUUCUGGGGAUGCAGAAAAAGAUCAACGUCUUCAGAUUGAAUUUUGUACCGAAGCUAAAUUUUUUUAUGAUGUCUGGGCGCCUUGGCAGAUUGGCUGCUGUGUUUGUAGAAUUAAAGAUCAUGUUGAUCAACUUCUUCUGUGUGACCAAUGCGACGGCGAGGCUCAUAUGCAUUGCGCUACUCCGCAGAUCACGAAAUUACCAGAGGAUGAAUGGUUCUGUGGGUACUGCCGAGCAAGAACAAAAUAUCACGAAAAGGUAAAAGCGGUGAAGCAACCUAGUACGGAUAAAAUGUUUUUAUUGGAGAAAAAAGAAGCUAUCACGAGUGUUGCUACUUCUGUCUUUGACACCACUGCGAUACACGCGGACAAGAAGACAGUCACCUUGAGCGAGCACGUACCUGAUAUUUUAAUGGAGCGAGCUGAUGGUGAAGGUAAAGUAAACAAGAAAACAUCCAAACGAAUCCUUAAGGGUAUAAAUGCUACGAAAAGUUUGGCACCCAUCAGCGUGAAAGAUCGUGCUGCCACAUUUUUUCUUGUUAAGUGGGUCGGUAUGUCAGUUCGAUUUUCAACGUGGGAGCGCCCUGAGGAUAUUGGUGACGAUGAGCAGAUUCAAAGGUACUUUAAAUUCAGUCGUGUGCCAAGCGCUAAGGAGAUUCGUGAGACGACGUGCCAAUUGCCAUGCUGCUUGAAGCGACACCAAUAUGCGCUCGCAACGAGUACAAGUGGAAGUCGAUGUUGUGAAAAGGACUGUUUUUGUACGCUCGGUCAUGGCCAUGAGGGCGUGUGCAGUCGUAGUAGAAAAAUUAUGGGAGGGACUUACGGUAGCAAGACCUAUCAACAACUUCACAUGCAAGAACAAGUCAAGGCACAAUUAUUUGCUUUUCAUUGUCUGCUGAAUAAUCACACGCCCGACAGGGAUGUGCUUAAGCAAUGCGGUAUGUAUACGAGUGCGUUUGUAAUCACAAUGCAGUACUUGGCACCCAGAGCUCUGAAAGAGGAUGACGAUGAAGAUUAUUCCGAUGGAGAUGGGGACUCAUCUGAUGACGAUGCUGACUUUGAUGCAAUGAAUGAUUACCUAAAUCGACCAGCUUUCUAUCCUGGAAUCCUAACUUUGGAGAAUGACGAGGACGGCAGCGAUGGUGAAAGUGGAGGUCACAGAAAACGGCUAGAAGAAGAAGUCGGUGAGGUGCUCAGCUCUAUCGUUGAACAUGUUGCUCUCGGUUACCCUACCGAGCUUGAGAGAAUCAAAGCUGAAUUUGGUUUUAACUCGACGUACCCAGCAACUGCUUUUAAUGAGCUUCCAGCUUUCACAGAAUAUUGCGUUAAUUUAGUUCGAUCACCGUUUGGUUUAGGCAUGCGUCUUGGAAUCAGCAGCAACAACAACGUUUCGGUUCUAGGAUUUCAGAUUCUUGCAAAUGGAAUGGUAGGCCCCGCUCAGGCCUCUGGAGCUAUAUCAGUUGGUGAUGUGCUUGUAGCUGUGAACAAUUCAUCGGUGGCUGGUCGCUCGUUCCAAGAUGUCGUCGGAUUGAUUAGUGCGUCCUCCAGUCAUGUUAUUUUCCAUUUUCAUUCUCCUCGACCAGCAUUUAUGUACCCUCCAUACUGUCAAGCAAAGCAAGUCAUGAAGACCCAACUUGGUAAGAUUCCUGAUGAUGCAGCACCCUACAACUCUAAGUUUACGAAUUACAGUUACAAGAAGUACAAACGAAUGCUCAAGGUGGGUAUCGCUGAUCCUAAUGUGGCAUCAUCAGCUUCAACGCAGACGUUGAUGCAAUAUACGAAUUACAUCGCUCCAAGCGGCCCUAUGCAACAUCUUUACACAGGAGUAGUCGACAACAGUAUCGACCCACAUGAGCACUUUGCUAGCUUUCUUCCAGAGCGAAGUAUUGCAAGAACUAAAAAGUCACGCAAAAAUACUACGGCUGCAAGCGAGCAUGGGGAUACGAAUGAGUUCGUACCAUACGAGCAGUCGCCAACGUACAAGGGUGGACGCACGCUGCGUGCUUAUCAAGUUGAAGGCCUCAAUUGGAUGGUGUCCUGUAUCAAAGCUCAAAGAUCGUGUAUUUUGGCGGAUGAGAUGGGUUUAGGAAAAACGGUUCAAAUAGUCUCACUUAUCGAACAUAUGAAAUCAGAGGAGUUGAUUCGUGGACCGUACUUGAUUGUCGUUCCGCUAUCGACGAUUCAGCAUUGGCGACGUGAAUUUGAGAGCUGGACGGAUCUAAAUGUGUGCGUUUAUCACGAUAUUGGUGACCGUACCACAAAGUUCACGGCUAAAGAUAUGCGCGCAAUCAUUCGAGACCAGGAAUGGUACUACCCGAGUUUGGGCAAUUCCAUUUUUAAGUUUCACAUCCUACUCACCACUUUUGAGACGAUUUUGACCGACUUUGAAGAGUUCGAGCACAUUCACUGGCGCUUAGUCGUAGUUGAUGAAGCGCAUCGAUUGAAAAGUGCCGGAUCACGUGUGCUUAAAAUGAUGCGCGUUUUACACGUCGACCGCAAGGUUUUGCUGACGGGUACACCUUUGCAAAACAAUACACAGGAGUUAUGGGUGCUACUGAAUUACUUGGAGCCAGUAAAGUUUGCCAGCUUGGAGGACUUUAAUCGAGAUUUUGGGAAAUUGUAUUCGCAGGAGCAGGUCGUGCGACUUCAGCAACUGCUGGCACCAUACAUUUUGCGUCGUGUAAAGGAGGACGUUGAAAAAAGUAUUCCUCCGAAAGAGGAAACAAUUAUUUCCGUAGAGCUAACGACGCUACAGAAACAGUACUACCGAGCGAUAUACGACAAGAAUAAGAGCUUUUUGUACCGCGGCACAAAGAACGGGUUGCCGACGCUGAAUAAUAUCCAACUGCAAUUGCGAAAAUGCUGCAAUCAUCCAUUCUUGAUCAAGGGUGUCGAGGAGCGAGAGCUUGGCGAGCUUGGCAGGAAUCCUUCACCAUCACAAGUGAUGGAGAAAACAAUUGAGUGCUCUGGCAAAAUGAUGCUCGUGUCCAAACUGAUUCCAAAACUCAAACGGGACGGACACAAAAUUUUGAUCUUUAGUCAAUUUUUGAAGCAGCUUGACCUACUUGAGCGGUAUUGCGAUGCAAACUCAUUUAUUUACGAGCGUUUGGACGGCUCUUCAGGUGGAAGUGUGCGCCAAAGCGCCAUUGAUCGAUUUUCGAGGCCUCACUCGAAGUCUUUUAUUUUUUUGUUGAGUACGAAAGCUGGUGGUGUGGGUAUCAAUCUAAUUGCAGCUGAUACAGUCAUCAUUUUUGACAGCGACUGGAAUCCGAUGAACGAUUUGCAAGCUCAAUCACGUUGCCACCGAAUUGGUCAAAAGAAGAGUGUCCAAGUCUAUCGUCUGGUUACCCACAACACGUACGAAAGCGAAAUGUUCGACCGUGCUUCACGAAAACUCGGUCUUGAGCAUGCAGUGUUAGGUACGGCGUCAUUUAAUGAAAACUCUCAGAUUACAAAGCCAUCGGCAGAGCAGCUUGUCGAAUUGCUGAAGCGCGGAGCGUAUGCGUUACGAGAAGACGACGACACGGCUUCAAGGGAAUUUGCUGAGCGCGACAUUGAGACUAUCUUGAAGGAAAAUGCUCGUGUUAUGGUUGUAGGCGGUGCGUCGAACUCCAACAAAGGCGCAGACGACAAAACGGUUUCGCAGAAAAAGUCUCCAUUUAAGUCCUCAAAAAGAAAAUCACUCGGUGGUAUGGCAGUAGAUCGCUCGUCCUUCGUAGCGGAUGGCGCGACUGGGGAAUUGUCUGUGGAUGAUCCAAACUUUUGGGAAAAGGUUCUUCCAGGCGCUGUUUCCGUUGAAAUGCUGAGUCUGAAACUCGAAGAUGGGAGCGCCGUUAAUUCUCGCCAAUCAAAAAUCAAAUUUAUCAGCAAUUUAGACAUUGCUUUAACGAGCUUGGUCACUGAAAUGAGUUCAGGCAUUAAUGCAGACGAAAGUCGCGUCGGAAGUAGAGACAUUCAGCAUGAAUACGAUAUUGCUAUCCAGGUACUAAAUACCGUGAGCUCAAAGUAUCGCGGUGAAUUCUCCAAUGACCAAAUUGAUCUCGUGAAAGGAUAUUUGACAAAAUUGGAAAGAUCACGCGUGCGAAGCUGUCGAUUGGCUCCAUCUCGACCGAACUUGUUCCAGGAUGAGGAGUUUGGUACACCAAGGAAAAAACGUAGGAGAAGAAUUCUUACAGCUGAAAGCAGUGAAGAUGAACCGUAUGGUGAUGCCCCUUUAAAGAAAAGAAGAACUAAACGACGUGGUCGUCCGCCAAAACAUCUGCGAAAUGAAGAACCAGCUCCACCCAUUCCACUGAUCCAAGGCGGCAUUUUAAAUGAAAGCGACGAUUUGUGCACUCUUUGUGGUGACGGAGGAUUGAUACUGCUAUGUGAUGGCCCAUGUCAUCGCUCCUUUCAUCUUGAGUGUGUGGGUAUGAAAGACGAGCCGAACGACGAACAAUGGCUGUGUCCAGAUUGCUCUGAGGGUCGUCACAUGUGCUUGAUUUGCAAACAGGUCGGUGAAAUGGGGGUGGAGUUUGGUGUCACACAAUGCUCGGUGGCAAAGUGUGGUCGUUUUUACCAUAAAGGCUGCCUAGCAGAGAACCCAUGGGUAGAGUGGGUUGGCAAGAAACGAUUUCGUUGCCCGAGUCACUACUGCCAUGCCUGUUCAAAACCCACUAAUUUGCGAGCAAAAGCUAAGAACAAAGCGACAAGUAAUAAUAAGGGUGGCGUUGUAAGCUGUAUUCACUGCUCCCAAUCCUUCCAUCCCGAGUGCAUUCCAUCGGUGGACAAAUUUAUACGUCUGUCAAGGAAUCUUUUGCUUUGCGCCAAUCAUCUGGACGGAAAAAAAUCACUUGCUCCAGUAGUGAGGAAAAGUAAAUCUCAACGCGCAGGUGCAGCGCUUGUCACGGGAGAAGCUCAGCAGCGACUAGAAGUUCCAAAAAUUAUCCCUUUCGAUGACGGCAACGUGGAGCAACCAGAAAAAAGGAGCAGCAAGAGGAAGCGCACAUCACAAGCAAAAAGUUUCAGCUUGUUUGUGUCGAAAAAGAGCAACACUACGAGUUCAGCAGUAAAAGUGAAGGUCUGCGCACUCUGCCACUGUGAAAGUGUGAUGGAACGAGGUGAUAGUGUUCACGAUCUGGCAUCUGCACCCAAUGUAAAAAAAGUAGCAGACUCUACCAAAGCAAAUAUGGCUGUGGUGGGGCCGUUUAUUGAGGCCCCUGUUCGCUUAAAAUAUUCGGACAGACCUAAUGAAUUGGUGUAUGUUCACUUGAAUUGCGCUGUACACUCACCCGAAGUGUAUGUAAAGGCCGACGGUCUGAUUAUGAACUUGCCGAAAGCUGUAAAGCGAGGAAGGCAGCUUAAGUGUACCAGUUGUCAUCAAUUCGGUGCCACAGUUGGCUGCAUUGUAACCAAGUGUCGGCGCAACUAUCACCUGCGUUGCGCCUUGGAAAGUGGUGGUAAAAUCGACAGCUCUACAUACGCAUUAAAAUGCAAGCCACAUGCUACUGCGCACCAGGAACCUACUCGAGUGUGCGUGUGCAAUUCUAAUGAGGACGAUUCAAAGCUUACAAUGAGGUGCUCUUCCUGUUCCGCAAAGUAUCAUCCCAAGUGUGUCAACAUGUCGGAGCGUCAAGCGUCUCGCAUAGCAAAAACGUGGGUCUGCAGCAUGUGCGAUGGAUCUGCUGCUGCAAAACCAGCUACUUCAAUACAUAUGGUCACCAAAUCAGCAGUGAAGAAACAAUUGCCGAAGAGCAAGCUAAAGAUUGAAGACGGAGCGGCACUUCAAAGGAGCAAUCCAAGUACUGAAAGUGCCGCAACCGCGACAUCGAAGCGCAAGAAGCCGAAGCGAAAUCGCUUGAGCAUGCCACGGAACAAAUCAUGUCUUAAGUCAACCGGGGCAGGCCAUGGUAUUUCGCCGCAUAUGGACGCUAACUGGGACAGCGGCGAGUAG